AUGUGAAUGACAAAGCGAGCGAAUGAACUGGGAGCGGUUGAUUUUGUUUGAAAUUCUCCUCUAAUAAAAUAAACUUCAACUCUGGAAGGAUACAGUUCUAUUUCUGGAAAGAGUGAAAUGUAGGCUGGGAUAAAAAAGAAAGAAAGAAAACAGAAAAAGAAUAAGGUAUGAACCAAGUAAGCUAGCUUCAGUCUAAUGUUUAUCCAGCCUUUACUGCUGGACUGGACUGCUUUUGAGUGCCGUGAUUAAAGAAGCUUCCCUGCUGUUACACACACACACACACACACACACACUUGCACACACACACUCCUUUUUGAGAUCACCAUGCUGGCCCUGCUGUUGACUGCGCUGCUGGCUGUACAAUCUAUCGCUCUGGAAGUGCAUGUCCCUGACUUACCAGUGGUGGUGCUUUAUGGGUCAGACACCAUCCUCAACUGUACGUUCUCGGGGGCCAAGAACUUUAACCUGUCCGAGCUGAGCGUGUUCUGGCAGCUGGCUGACACUCAGAGAAGCGUGCACGUUUACGCUGACGAGCAGGACCGGUUCGUUGAUCAAGACGAGCGAUUUGCUAACAGGACCAGCCUGUUCCCUGCAGAAUUAGCGUCUGGUAACGUGUCGCUGCUCCUGAGGAGAGUCCGAGUGGCAGACGAGGGCAGCUACACAUGCUUCGUUAAAGUGGACACAUACAGCAAGGAUUCCAUGUUCAUGCAGGUGGCAGCCCCCUACUCCAAACCCUUAGUGACUUGGGAAACUGAUGCCAACCCCAAGCCAGGUGAUGUCGUAGCACUGACCUGCGUGGCGUACGGCGGGUACCCCGAGGCCCGGGUGCUGUGGCAGGACGGGAGCGGGCAAAACCUGACGGAGAACGUCACCAUCUCACCUAUAGCCAACGAGCAGGGUCUUUUCACCAUCAGGAGCGUCUUGACGGUGAUCCUUGAACCGAACAGCACUUAUAGCUGCAGACUGACCAAUCCACUUCUAGGGGACGAGGGCCACGCGUCUGUUACCAUCACGGGCCAGGCCCCGGUUUUUCCUCAAGUGGCUUUGUUUGUAACGAUUGGGCUGUCUGUCUGUUUGUUUGGUCUCCUCAUCGCCUUGGCUGCCGUCUGCCACAGGAAAAUCAAAGAGAGCUGUGAAGAGUUGAGAGCAGAGGAAGAAGCCAAAGAACUCGAGGAAGCCAAAGAACUUGAAGAAUCCAAGACAGCUGCAACACCUCUAAAGAGCUAAAGGCAAAGAGCACAGGGUGAAACUACACAUGAAGCAUGGAGUCUUAGAUUAACCUUCAGUGCAACAUGGCGUUCAACAAGAGGCACAUUUGAUUCACACACACACACACACACACACACACACACACACACACACACACACACACACACACUUUCAGUCUGUACAGGGCCAUUUUGGUGUUGCUAAUACCUGUACAAGUUGCUUAAAAUAAAAAAAAAAAAUAAAUAGCAAUUAACAAUUGAUGUGUAUGCUAAAAAUGUUGGAUUUUGCACAUUGCCGAGGAGCACGAAUGCGGUUUGCCUUGUUCCCAGUCUUAGAUUGACGUUAACGAUCAAACCCUGCAUUUCUGUCCGCUUUCAUUUCUUUUAACGGUUCAAACUCUUGCUUCGAUAAUCCAACUGUUUUUCAAUAUUUUUUUAAACAGCAUGAAUAGAAAUAACCUCAGACACUCUAGUAGCUUAGCAUCAGUCCGACAGCAUUGUUUACUUCCUGUUUUCAUCACAAAGACUUGAGAAAUCACCGAGCAGGGUUUGGAAUUGUAUGCAGUAGGCUAAACAUAAAAAUUUGCUUGAAGGCCAUUGGGUUUGACAAGCUUCCAGGUCCACGACUGACACCAGCUCCUUCCAUUCUGCAUGCAGAGCCUUCCCUCAUGUUCCACCUCACACCUAAUGGAAAGUGAAGAGCUUAAGAGCAGAACCGGCAAGGAAACUGCCAUCAGUGUGUCCAGCAUAGUCAGCCUGUCUUUCUUUCCCUCGUCUUCUCCACCAGCGCACCAGCUCGAACUAAUUAAGGUCCCAACAUGUACCUGUCAGCAUGUGGCCGUUUCUGCAAACUCAAUGACUUCGGGGAGAAAUUUGUUUGAAUUCCAGCUAAGCUUGAACAAAUUGCAACUGGUUCAAAGGACACACCUGGGCUUCUCUUUGCCCUGACAGUAUUAUGGUGAGAAAUGGUUUUAAUGAUUACGCAGUCAGUUGUGAUCCUCUGACCGGGAAACUAUCAUGAAUCUUGUAUGCUGGGCUUUUUUUUUUUUUUUUUUUCAACAGUGGUUCUUGAUACUUGGAACAUGUUCAGUGCCAAAUAAAUUUGAGUGUUUUUCCACAAAUGGAUGACUUGUGCUAGUCAGAUAUU
Molecule: messenger RNA, 2355 nt
Organism: Neoarius graeffei (lesser salmon catfish)
Lineage: Eukaryota; Metazoa; Chordata; Actinopteri; Siluriformes; Ariidae
Gene: cd276
Product: CD276 molecule
Exons: 8
Coding region: 325-1227 (300 amino acids)
Source: RefSeq, a predicted model, not a curated record